This is a messenger RNA of Meloidogyne enterolobii, 2016 nucleotides long. The record is from the annotation of a GenBank genome assembly. NCBI's taxonomy places the organism in Eukaryota, Metazoa, Nematoda, Chromadorea, Rhabditida, Meloidogynidae.
UUUUUGUCGAGUAAUUGUAGAAAAAUGCCAGCAAUAAGAAAAAGUAAGAAAGUAAAGGCAACUAGCAAGCAAUAUGAAACUCGAUCGGUUAGCAAGAAGCGUUCAAAAACAAUUGAAAUAAUUGAAGAGGAUGUUGAUACAAAAAAGAUUGAGGAUCUAAAACUUGUUGCCAGCUUCAUCAAUUGGUCGAAUUAUGAAAAAAUGUUGGGAAGAAUUUUUUAUGAUAAAGUUGGGAAGAUUCUGGAGCAAAAAGUGGAUGAAUUUCAAAAGAUUAAAACUGAGCUGAAAACUUUUAUACGGGAAAAUUAUGCAAAUCAAAAGGCUUUGCAAACGCCAAAAAGGGCCAAGCCAGCCACUGCUUUACUUGAACAAAUUAGCAAAUUCAAACAAUUGAAUUUUGAUUCGGAUGAUGAAUAUUUGGAGGAUACAACUCUUUUAGAUCAGCCUGAGCAGUUAAAAGAAAAUGAAGAAGAACAGAAGGAGAAAGAGCCUCCAACUGAUCCGACUGUAGAAGGACACAUUUUUGAAGAAGAACAUCCUGUUGAAGAAGAAAUGCAAGAACAGCCUCCACAGGGACAUAUGGAAGGAGAGCCUCCACAUGAGCCGGAAUCCACUUUUGAGCAAGAAAAAGAAGUUUUAGAAGAACAGAUGGAGAAAGAGCCUCCACAGGAACAUAUGGGUGAAGCGUUUCCAAAUGAGCCGGAACCCUUUGUUGAGCAAGAUGACAGAAGCAUUUUAUUUGUGCCAGAGACUCCUUUUGCGUCUCGCUUUCCUAUCAAUGCUCACUCGGGCGGUGUUUCUUCAACUCCAGCUACUCCAUGCAGUCCAAAAUUGAAGAUGCUGGGAACUCCAAAAGAAAUUGUUGGCUCAAUGAGAAAGUUGGCAAUUACAAAUGAACUCGUGAAAAGUGCCCAACAAGCAAUUCAAAUGCCUCCAAUUCUUCGUCUUACUCCUAAUGCUGUUGCUACACCAAAAAAGAUCCAGUCCAAGUUUCCAACAAAGAUUCCUGUUAAAACGCCUGUGGCCAUCGAUAAGACGUUGCAGAAGGUACACAAAUUGAAACAGAUUGAUGAAAAAGCAGAUCAGGCGAAGAGAGCUCGUGAAGAUUUGUUAAGAGAGAAGGCUGAUCGGGCAAAGAGAGAACGAGAAGAGCGUGCUAAACGGGUUGAACAAAAUAACAAAAAGAAAGAAGAAGCCAGACUUGAACGUGAAAACAAUGUUCGGAAACAUUUGGAGGCUGUCAAAGAAUUUCAAAAUAAAGAAUUACAAAACAAUUUUGCCUCUCCGAAUAUGCCAGUUCGGAUCCUUCAACCUUUGAGUGUUCAGAGUAAAGCAAACAAAACACCAAUUAUGAAGAAUAUUCCUGCAAGUAAGGCUAAAUCGAAGGAAGCUCAUCAAGAACAAAAUUGUGUGGAUAACAAAUCCACUCAAACAUCAAUUCCUCAUUUAAUAUCGGAAGAAGAAUGCCCAUUACAAAUUAAAACUACCACGACAUCUGUUCUUAUUGUUCAGGAAUCUUAUUUAGAAGAGAAAGAAAAUGCUAAAAUUGUUGAGGAUGAAAAUUUGGGUUCUAAUUUCCAGGAGGAAUGUGUUAAUGAGGAUAGUAUGAAUGAAUUGGAGCAAAUUAGUGUUUAUGAUAUGACAAAAGAAAAAAUAUUUUUGCCAAGUACUGAAACUAAUUAUAUUGUGGAUGAUUUGUCGUCUGGCGAUGAAACUGAUAAUGAUGAACAACCAAGAAAAAUUGUUCCAAAAUGGGCAUUAAAAGAAAAUAUUUUGGAACGAACACAAAAAAUCCAUCAUUUAAUAACUAAAGAUCAAAUUGAACAUCAUUUUGGGAAAAUUCGUCAGCCUACAAUACAGGAUUUGUUUGGGGGAUAUUGCAAAGAUUAUCCUCCACGGCGUGCUUCUUCCGCACUUUGGAAUUCGCCAAUGUCUGAUCCAACUCCUGGCAUUGGUCUCUAUCAAUCUAAGUUUGCUACAGCAACAAAUGUUAAAGCCCAUCCCAAAAAGCGUUGA